GUUGGGGUUACUUGUGUCUUCCCCAUUGACUUGGCAAAGACCAGGUUGCAGAAUCAGAGACAAGGUCAGCAGGUCUACAAGAGCAUGAUGGACUGCCUUAUCAAGACAGUUCGAUCAGAGGGGUACUUUGGCAUGUACAGAGACUUGGGUCCCCCUGGGAUAUUGAAGGCUAGCCGAUAAGGCGCAGCCACGCUGGAGGCAAAUCAUAUAAUGGUUCUUACAAUAUUGCUCUAUUUAAAACUAUAGGCACAAGUGUUUGUUUUGCCAUCUAUUUGUUCUGUAUUUUGACUUCUUGUUAAUAACUACUUGGCUGUCUCUUCCCUGUCCUUUCAACUCGUACAUCCUCAUUUUUUCCGACUGUAUAAAGUGUGUCCUUGCAGACUUUGGUUGCUCUUGAAAAUGAAUUUGUGGCGAACUAAAGUUUUUAUUUUAGCUAGUCUCACAGAUCAGUUUUUAAGUUUUUCUAAAGUCUGCACACACAGUACAUGCACAAGGAUUCUGUCUGUCCUUUCACUAACAUCUAUGGAUUUCUCUUGUCUGUUGUCAUUAACCUACCUACUGAGUUGUAGUCUUUCAAUAGAAACACAGAUUUCCUUUCUUUAAAUGUUCUCUAUGUAAAGUGGGCCCUUUUUUUUUUUUUUAAUCAUAAACUGACUCGCUGUACUUCAUAGAUGUGGUGUGUGUGCAUCUUUCUGUGGAUAUUCAUCACCCUCCUCAUUUCUUGUCUUUUUGUCUUGCUUGUUCCUCAUUUAUCUUUUUCUGAAACUCAUUUUCUAUGUAAUUUCCUUUUGACAUAACCCCCUUCACCAUUAUGACUGAAGUUACUCCAAAUUGAGAAUUUGUCCUGUCUUUUGGAACGUAGCUAUACGCUGGGCUUCUUAAAAUGAUAAUCUUGUAAUGGUAGUGGCAGGGAAUGUUUUUGUCUGUUCUCAAUGAAGACUGGGUUGGGACUUCUGUGCUAACUGUUUGUUUUCCAUUAGGUGCUGCUGUAAAUUUGACCCUAGUCACCCCUGAGAAGGCAAUCAAGCUGGCUGCUAAUGACUUCUUCAGACAUCACCUCUCCAAGGACGGAAAGGGCCAGACGGUGUUCAAAGAGAUGCUGGCAGGUUGUGGUGCAGGCAUGUGCCAGGUUGUUAUCACCACCCCCAUGGAAAUGCUCAAGAUACAGCUACAGGACGCAGGCAGACUUGCGGCCCAGCAGCAAAAACCCGUCAUGAUGUCUCCCACCAAGCUUGUGGCCACGAACACCAUGCUCAGCCGCUCCUACAACUCUGGAACGGUGGCCUCAGCACCACGAGCUGUGUCUGCCACACAGAUAGCAAAGGACCUCCUCCGUACACAGGGCAUCCAAGGGCUCUACAGAGGGCUGGGGGCGACACUGAUUAGGGAUGUUCCCUUUUCUAUUGUCUACUUCCCGUUGUUUGCCAACCUGAACCGCCUUGGCAAACCCAGUCCUGAGGAGUCAUCGCCCUUCUAUUGGGCUUUCCUCUCUGGCUGUGUGGCAGGUUCUACUGCCGCUGUGGCGGUUAACCCCUGUGAUGUGGUGAAGACUAGACUGCAGUCACUGAACAAAGGGUCCAGUGAGGAAGCUUACAAUGGAGUUGUGGAUUGUGUAAGUAAAAUAAUGCAGAAGGAGGGGCCCUCUGCCUUCCUGAAAGGUGCUGGCUGUCGAGCUCUGGUCAUUGCUCCUCUGUUCGGCAUUGCACAGGUUAUGUACUUCGCUGGCAUUGGCGAAUACAUCCUGGACAACUCACCUCUGAACCUCCUUUUGGCAUGAGAGCAUAUCAACUUGCUGGCAGGCUAUGCAUAGGACCAUCUGAGCGUAAAUGGUGGAACAACUGGCAGCUACAUACCAUCAGUUUACAGCAAAAGAAAAUCGCACAAGUCUUGUCUGAAUAAGUCAAAGGCUUAUGAAGACUUCUGUGUGGUCUGACAGCUGUGUUGCACUCUAACACUUUUGUGACUUAUUCAGUAGGCUAUAGCCAAUGUUUGCACUUAAAGCGUUUAGCCUUACUGGGCUGGGGGACUCAGAGUUGCAGUGUUAUUCUUUUUGUCCUUGACGGUCCUCUUCUGUUUCCCUCUGUGAGGGAGGGGAGCUCACUCCAUCAAAGAACCAGACCUAUUUUUAUGUUUUCUUCCUUGCUAUCACUUUCCAUAUUUUUUUUGUUUUUUAUGCAUAUGCUAGUUUUAUUUUGAAUUGCUGAAUGCAGCAGCUUUGCAGUACUUUGUAUGUUUUGUCUUUUUCCAUUUUCUGUCUCAUGUUACAAUUCCUUCCAAGUUAGAACAAAGGUUUAAAAUGGGGGACACAUGGGGCCCAAUAUAACAAUUCAUUGCAAAGGGAUCAUUUUACAUUAUCAGUUUGAAUAACCUUGAAUACCACUGAUCAUGAACCAUCCUACUGACAUGGGACCAUAUGGUCUGCCAAACCAUAACCGUGUCCUGUUAUAUAUUUAAUGUUAGUCCUAUAGUUGUUAGUAGUCUGUGAACUGCAGUGUUUGUAUCUUAAUACCUGCAAAAAAAACUUGAGAUGCAUUCAUGCACACUAUGUAUGUUUGUCCACAUAACGUUACAUAUGCAUACCAGAACCUCAAAAGACUUUCUUUGGUUUAUGCCUUGACAGAGCAGACUGACAUUUCUCUCUGAGCAAACACUCUUAGCCAAAAAAAGCAUUAUUACUGUGACUGAGCGAGAGAAAGAUGACUGUUACCAUAUGUUGUGUUUGUAAAGGGUUUUUGUACAUACCAUUAAACUUUGCAAUGCACUCA
This is a messenger RNA of Perca fluviatilis (European perch), 2765 nucleotides long. RefSeq names its product solute carrier family 25 member 55a (gene slc25a55a). Bases 914 to 1777 code for a protein of 287 amino acids. The transcript has 8 exons. Gene Ontology annotation, molecular function: L-glutamate transmembrane transporter activity; L-aspartate transmembrane transporter activity. Gene Ontology annotation, biological process: L-glutamate transmembrane transport; malate-aspartate shuttle; aspartate transmembrane transport. NCBI's taxonomy places the organism in Eukaryota, Metazoa, Chordata, Actinopteri, Perciformes, Percidae. The record is from RefSeq and is a predicted model, not a curated record.